Lodderomyces elongisporus is the source of this 621-nucleotide messenger RNA. RefSeq names its product tubulin-binding prefolding complex subunit. Gene Ontology annotation, molecular function: tubulin binding. Gene Ontology annotation, biological process: tubulin complex assembly; microtubule-based process; protein folding. The coding region runs from base 1 to 621 and encodes 206 amino acids. Gene Ontology annotation, cellular component: cytoplasm; prefoldin complex. Lineage: Eukaryota; Fungi; Ascomycota; Pichiomycetes; Serinales; Debaryomycetaceae. The transcript is spliced from 2 exons. The record is from RefSeq and is a predicted model, not a curated record.
AUGGCUGAAAUAUUAAAACCCAAAAAGACUAACCCUCGUGGUAUUCCGGAAGCUCCUUUCAUCGAGAAAGUCGACGAUAUAGUUAAGGACCCAGAAAACGAUUUCCAACCAUUAAUGUCUCAGUUUCAACAAAGGCUUCAGCAAUACAAGUACAUGGAACUUUCAAAGCAGCAGCAAUUGGCGGAUUUGAAUAUCAAAAUUCCAGAUAUUGAAAAAAAUUUGGAAGUAAUUGCCCAACUAAAAGAAUCUGCUAAAGACGAUGCAAAAGAUUCUGAUAACGAUGAAGACGAAGAAGACGGAGAAAGUGGCAAAAAUAGUGAAUUAACCAUCAACUACGAAUUAAACGAUACAUUGUAUAGCAAGGCCACGGUUGAUUUGAAAAAAUUGGAUUCCGUAUGUUUAUGGCUUGGGGCCGAGGUGAUGCUCGAAUAUAAGCUUGAUGACGCUAUACUGCUUUUGAAAGAUAGACUAGAAAAGAGUAAUGGUCAAAGAGACAUAGUGGAGGAGGAUUUGGAGUUUUUGAGAGAAAACAUUACAACCAUGGAAGUCAAUACUGCUCGAUUAUACAACUGGGAUGUUGAGAGGAGGAAGAAGGAGAAAGAAGCAGCCUCAGCUCACUAA